CAAAGAAUUGGACAUAGAAUUAUUUUUAGAGACAUUUUUUAUUGACAUUUUAUGUAUUACUGAGCAUUGGUUUAAGGAUUAUGAAUUGUUAUUCGGUUUUGAAAAUUAUCAUUUGGCUAGCGCUUUCUGUCGAAAGAUCAAAUUACGUGGUGGCUCCCUUAUUUUUAUCAGAAAUAGUUUAAAAUAUAAAGAACGCAAAGAUAUUACUGGACUUUCGAUAGAGGGCACUAUGGAGAUUUCAUGUAUAGAAACAGAGAAACAUAUUGUUGUGGCCGUAUACAGACCCCCAUACAGUGCUAACUUCACAGUUUUUGAAUCAGUGAUGGAAAAUGUACUGAAGGUCAUAUCCAAAAGUAAUAAAUCCAUUAUAGUGUGUGGAGAUUUUAACGUUGAUUUAUAUGAAGUAGAUUCAAUUACAACUAGAUUUCUAAGUUUGUUUACAUCUUUUAACCUUGUUAAUAUAUUUAUGGAGCCAACUAGAAUUACAGAAACAACUGCCUCAUGUUUAGAUAACAUUUUUUGCAAUUGUGAUUUCCAAGAUAACAGUAUCCUUAACUGUUUUAAGUCUGAUCACAGUGGGCAGUUGGUUAGUUUUCCAGUACUUAAAAAUGUGCAAAAAAUUAAAUUUAGUACUCGACCCAUCACUGAUAAUCGGAUAGAGAAAUAUCGAAAUAGUCUUAUUAGUAACUUACCUUGUCCAAACUUUGAUACAGACAAUCCUGACGAUUUUUACAGGGAUUUCUUCACUAUUAUCCAUAAAGAAUUUGAAAAUAAUUUUCCUCAAAAGGUAGUUACCAACAGUCAAUCAUUCAAGUUCAGUGACUGGGCUACCGUAGGCAUUCGCAAAAGUAGAAAUACUCUUUAUUCUUUAUAUGAGGAAAAAACGUAUACACACGCUGAUAGUUUCAAAAGCUACGUCAAAAAUUAUUCUAAAAUAUUUCGAAGAGUGUGUUAUACAGCCAAACAGAUGCAUAUUAGUAGUAAAAUAAAGACCGCGGAUAAUAAAAUAAAGGCAGUUUGGCAAGUAAUAAAUAGUGAAACAAAGGCUUCUAAACCGCGUGAAUUAGAAUACAAUAUAGAAUCGGGCACUGGGUUAGUAAAACAAGAUAAAGAUGUAGCUGAAGUUUUUGAUAAAUUCUUCACGAACAUCCCUGUAAAAACUACAGAAUCUCUCAGGUCCUCUCCUGUUCAAGCUGAUAUAUUAUUAAAAAGUAAUGUUACUGCUUGCACUGAAUUAUUUGAUUUUAAACGCGUUGAUCCGAGUAUUAUUGUUAAAGUAUUUUUUUAA
Molecule: messenger RNA, 1288 nt
Organism: Pectinophora gossypiella (pink bollworm)
Lineage: Eukaryota; Metazoa; Arthropoda; Insecta; Lepidoptera; Gelechiidae
Exons: 2
Coding region: 230-1288 (352 amino acids)
Molecular function (GO): catalytic activity
Source: RefSeq, a predicted model, not a curated record